AUGGAUGAUGAAAGUUUAAUAUAUAACUUAUGGCGUAUGCGAAGAACAGUUUUACAAAUGUGCCAUGAUCGUGGUUAUCUUGUAAGUCAAGAUGAACUUGAUCAAACAUUGGAACAAUUUAAAGAUACGUAUGGUGAUAAGCCAAGUGAAAAUAAACCAGCUCGAUCACAUUUAAAUGUUUUAGUUGCACAUAAUGAUGAUCCAACAAAUACAUUAGUUGCAAGAUUUGCUGAUCAAGAAAAAAUUGGUGUUAAAGAUAUAAAAGAAUAUUGUAAAAAAAUGGAAGAUGAACAUAUAACAAGUACAAUACUUAUUGUUCAAAAAGGUUUAACACCAAUGGCUCGUGAUGUUAUUGUUAAUGAAUUAGAAAAUAAAAAAGUUCAAUUUCAAGUUUUUCUUGAAAGUGAAUUAUUAGUUAAUAUUACAGAACAUAAUCUUGUUCCACAACAUAUUAUCUUAACACCAGAAGAAAAACAAGAAUUAUUACAAAGAUAUCGACUUAAAGAAAGUCAAUUACCACGUAUUCAAUCCGGUGAUCCAGUUGCUCGUUAUUUUGGUUUAAGUCGUGGUCAAGUAGUACGUAUUACUCGAACAUCAGAAACUGCCGGUCGUUAUAUAACUUAUCGUUUGGUCACUUAA
Rotaria sordida is the source of this 639-nucleotide messenger RNA. The record is from the annotation of a GenBank genome assembly. NCBI's taxonomy places the organism in Eukaryota, Metazoa, Rotifera, Eurotatoria, Philodinida, Philodinidae.